Molecule: messenger RNA, 1500 nt
Organism: Penicillium daleae
Lineage: Eukaryota; Fungi; Ascomycota; Eurotiomycetes; Eurotiales; Aspergillaceae
Product: LLM class flavin-dependent oxidoreductase
Exons: 1
Coding region: 1-1500 (499 amino acids)
Molecular function (GO): monooxygenase activity; oxidoreductase activity, acting on paired donors, with incorporation or reduction of molecular oxygen
Source: RefSeq, a predicted model, not a curated record
AUGUCCGAACCAACCAAAAAGCAACUCAUCAUCAAUGCCUUCGCAAUGCACUCCCCCAGCCACCUAAACCCAGGCCUAUUCCGCUACCCAACCGACCAAGGCUCCUCCUACAAAAACAUCCAAACCUGGAUAACCCUCGCGAAAAAGCUCGAAGCCGCCAAAUUCCACGCCAUCUUCUUCGCCGACGUCCUCGGCGGCUACGACGUCUACAAAGGUCCCUCCAAUUUGUCGCCUACCAUCCCGGCCGCAGCGCAAUUCCCCAUCAACGAUCCGCUGUAUAGCAUUCCCGCAAUGGCAGCUGCGACGGAGAGUAUCGGGUUUGGCGUGACAGCGUCGACGACGUAUGAUGCGCCGUAUGCGUUGGCGAGACGGUUCUCGACGGUGGACCAUUUGAGCAAUGGGCGUGUGGGGUGGAAUAUUGUUACGUCGUAUUUGGAUUCUGCGGCGAGGAAUUUCGGGCUGGAUACGCAGGUUGAGCAUGAUGAGCGGUAUCGCAUUGCGGAUGAGUAUUUGGAUGUUACGUAUAAGUUGUGGGAGGGGUCUUGGAGGGAUGAUGCCGUGGUUUGGAACCAGGGCGUGAAUGGGACUGAGGUUAAUGGCUCGGAUGCAGGUGGUUCGAAGAAGGAGAGGAGCACGCAGUAUGCGGACCCGACUCGUGUGCGCCAGAUCGACCACAAAGGGAAGUACUUCCAGGUUCCUGGUCCGCACCUCUGCGAGCCGAGUCCUCAGCGCACGCCGUUCCUGCUUCAAGCUGGUACUUCGACGGCUGGGAAGGCCUUUGCCGCUAAGCAUGCCGAAGCAGUCUUCCUACAUGCGCAGAAACCUGAGCUGGUGCGCCCCUCGGUGGACAGUAUUCGCCAGCAAGCCGCCGCACUGGGCCGGAACCCAGCCGAUAUCAAGGUUAUUGCAGGGGCAUUGGUGAUUGUGGCUGAGACCGAUGAAGCGGCGCAUGCCAAGGUUGAAGAGCUCAAGAAAUACGGUGAUCGAGAGGGUGCUUUGGCUCUGUUCGGUGGUUGGACGGGGUACGAUCUCUCCACGUACGCUGAUGAUCAAGACUUCCGCUUCGUCGAGUUACCCGCCGUCCGGAGUAUGGUGAAUCACUGGGCGAGUACAGUCCCCGGCACCGAGGGUGUGAAGUGGGACAAGAGGACGAUUGCGGAUUACCUGGUUCUCGGGGGUAACGGGGUCAAGAUUAUCGGCAGUGUCAAGACUGUUGCGGAUGAGUUGGAGCGGUGGGUGAGUGUGGGUGAUGUGGAUGGGUUCAAUCUGAGUUAUGCCAGUCUGCCGGAUACCUUUGAUGAUAUCAUUGAGCUUUUGUUGCCGGAGUUGCGUCGGAGGGGUCUGUUCUGGGAGGAUUACGCUGUGAAGGGUGGUACGUUGCGGGAGAAUAUGUAUGGCCAGCGGGGGCAGUCGAGGCUUCCGGAGGCUCAUACGGGAGCGAAGUACUUCUGGAAAGCGGGUCAGGAUGUGCCUCCGUACUCGUUGAAUGAGUCGGAGUAG